AUGGGUUCGCUCCCGGGUCCUGUCCAGGGCAUCAGAAUAUCCAUCGACCGCGGUGGCACGUUCACGGAUUGUGUGGCGUCGGUGCCCGGUCAAGAUGAUAUCCUCGUGAAGUUGCUCUCCGUCGACCCCGGUAACUAUCCCGAUGCCCCCGUCGAAGCGAUCAGGAGAGUCCUGGAAAAGGCGACGGGGAGGGCAUACCCAAGGGGCAAGAAGAUCUCUCUGAGAGGAGUCGAGUCCAUCAAGAUGGGGACAACAGUCGCCACAAACGCCCUACUCGAGAGGAAAGGAGAGCGCACGGUAUUCGCCGUCACCAAGGGCCUCAAGGACCUGCUUCACAUCGGCAACCAAUCGAGGCCGAAGCUCUUCGACCUCGCCAUCCGCAAGCCCGACGUGCUCUACUCCAAAGUCAUUGAGAUUCCGGAACGGGUGACGCUCGAGGCCUGGUCAGAAAAUAACAAGCCAGACGUCAUUGACGUCUCUUCAGAUCCCGCCCUGGUGACGGGCGUCACUGGCGAGGUAGUCCGGGUGUUGGAGCCCUUGGACCUCGAAGCCUCUAGGAAAGCCCUCCAGGAGGCGUACGACGAAGGCUACCGCUCCAUCGCCGUCUGUCUCAUGCACAGCUACACCUUCCGCGAGCACGAGGCCGCCGUCGCGGACCUCGCCGCCGACAUCGGCUUCACCCACGUCUCCCCCAGCGCGGAGCUGUCGCCGGUCGUCAAGAUCGUGCCGCGCGGCAACUCGUCUACGGCGGACGCGUACCUCACCCCCGAGAUCAAGCGCUACAUCGCCGGGUUCGAGUCCGGGUUCGAGGACCUCGCCACCAGCGGCUGCCGGUGCGAGUUCAUGCAGAGCGACGGCGGUCUCGUCGAGUUCUCCGGCCUGUCCGGCCUGAGGGCCAUCCUCUCCGGCCCGGCUGGCGGCGUCGUGGGCUACGCGAGGACGUGCUUCGACGAGACGGACAAGACACCCGUCAUCGGCUUCGAUAUGGGCGGGACGAGUACCGACGUCUCAAGAUAUGCUGGCGAGCUUGAGCAGGUUUUCGAGACAACGACAGCCGGCGUCAUGGUCCAGACGCCUCAGCUGGACAUCAACACCGUCGCAGCCGGCGGCGGUAGCAUCCUCAGCUGGCAGAGCGGCAUGUUCAAGGUCGGCCCCGAGAGCGCGUCGGCCCACCCCGGCCCGGCUUGCUAUAGGAAGGGCGGCCCCCUGACCGUGACGGAUGCCAACGUCGUCCUCGGCCGUGUGCGCCCCGAGUUCUUCCCCAAGAUCUUUGGCCUCAACGAGGACCUGCCCCUGGACGUCGACGCCAGCAGACGCCUUUUUGAGGACCUCACGGCGAGCAUCAACAAGGACGAGAACACGAACCUCAGCGUGGAGGAAGUAGCCGCGGGCUUCCUCGACGUCGCCAACGAGUCCAUGUGCCGCCCCAUCCGCACCCUCACCGAGGCAAAGGGGUACGACGCCGGCCUUCACAACCUCGCCUCGUUCGGCGGCGCCGGCGGCCAGCACGCCUGCGACAUCGCCAAGACGCUGGGCAUCUCCCGCGUCCUCGUCCACAAGUACUCCUCCGUCCUCUCCGCGUACGGCAUGGCCCUCGCCGACGUCGUCCGCGAGGAGCGCAGCCCCUGCGCGCUGACCUACGACGAGGCCAACCGCGCCGUCUUCGCCGCCGAGCUCGACAAGCUGGUGGCCAAGGCCGGUGACGCCCUGCUGCUGCAGCGCAUCCCCCGGGACCGCAUCGUUCCGGAGAGGUACCUCAACAUGCGCUUCCAGGGCAGCGACACCCCGCUCAUGAUCCAGGAGACGGCCAGGCCCGGCGGGUACCUCGCGGCGUUCAGGGACGAGCACCAGAAGCAGUUCGGCUUCCUGCCCGUCGGGCGCGAGGUCAUCGUCGACGACUACCGCGUGCGGGCCGUCGGCAAGACGACGGUGCAGUUACCCACGCCCUGGCCCGAGGAGCUCGCCUCCGCCGAGGCCGCACCGUCGCCGCCGCCGCCGGCGGCCAAGAUCACGAAGCCGGUCUACUUCAAGGGCCUGGGCUGGAUCGCCGGCCCGGCGCUCGUCAUGGACGACAAACAGACCAUCGUGGUCAUUCCCGGCGCGGCGGCGACGGUGCUCUCCGAGACGGUCGUCGUCGACGUCGCCGUCGGCACCAGGGAGACCAUCUCGGCGACGGCCGUCGACCCCAUCCAGCUGUCCAUCUUCGGGCACCGCUUCAUGGGCGUCGCGGAGCAGGCCGGCCGGGCGCUGCAGAAGACGAGCGUCAGCACCAACAUCAAGGAGAGGCUCGACUUCUCGUGCACCGUCUUCUCGCCCGACGGCGGGCUCGUGGCCAAUGCGCCGCAUGUUCCUGCGAUGAUUGGGAGCAUGGCGUAUGCCGUCAAGUGGCAGAUCGACCACUGGGGCGAAGACCUCAAGCCUGGCGAUGUGAUCCUGUCCAACGCACCCGUCUGUGGCGGCACCCAUCUUCCUGAUCUCACUGUCAUCACUCCCGUCUUCGAUGCGGAGGGCAAGAAAAUCAUGUUCUGGACCGCGUCGAGAGGCCACCACGCUGACGUCGGCGGCAUUCUCCCAGGCUCGAUGCCCCCCAACUCCAAGGAGCUCUGGGAAGAAGGCGCCGUGAUCAAGGCCUUCAAGGUCGUCGAGGGUGGCGUGUUCAAGGAGAAGGAGCUCAUCGAUUUGCUGAUGGCACCCGCGCACCACCCAGGCUGCUCCGGCACGAGAUGCCUGCGCGACAACAUCUCGGACAUCAAGGCCCAAGCCGCGGCCAACCACCGCGGGAGCCAGCUCAUCCACUCCCUGAUUGACGACUAUGGUCUCGACGUGGUCCAGUUCUACAUGGAGGGAAUUCAAGGCGCUGCCGAGCGGGCCGUCCGCGACAUGCUCAAGACGAUCCACAAGCGCACGGCCGGCAAGCCCCUCUCGGCCGUCGACUACAUGGAUGACGGCACGCCCAUCCAGCUCGAGGUGACGAUCGACCCGGCCACGGGCGGGGCCGUCUUCGACUUCAGCGGCACGGGGCCGGAGGCGUACGGCAACUGGAACGCGCCGAUCGCCAUUUGCAACUCGUCCAUCAUAUUCGCGCUGCGCUGCAUGGUCGACGCCGAGAUCCCGCUCAACCAGGGCGCCAUCCGGCCGGUCGAGGUGCGGGUGCCCGAGGCGUCGCUCCUCCGGCCGACGGAGCACGCCGCCGUGUGCGCGGGCAACGUGCUGACGUCGCAGCGCGUGGUGGACGUCAUCUUCCGGGCGUUCGGCGCCGCGGCCGCGAGCCAGGGGUGCAUGAACAACCUGACGUUCGGCACCGACGACCCGGACAGCGGGUUCGGCUACUACGAGACCAUCUGCGGCGGCGCGGGCGGCGGGCCGACGUGGGACGGCGCCAGCGGCGUGCACACCAACAUGACCAACACGCGCAUCACGGACCCGGAGUCGCUCGAGAGGCGGUACCCCGUCGUCCUGAGGCGGUUCUGCCUGAGGGAGGGCAGCGGCGGGAGGGGGGCGCACAUGGGCGGCGACGGCGUCGUCCGUGACAUGGAGUUCGGCAUCCCCAUCAAGGUCAGCAUCCUCAGCGAGCGCCGGGCGUUUGCGCCGUACGGCAUGGCCGGCGGCGAGGACGGGCAGAGGGGCCGCAACGUGUGGGUCAAGAAGAGCGGGCGCGUCGUGAACCUCGGCGGGAAGAACACGGCCAGGAUGGAGGCCGGCGACCGCAUCAUCAUCAUGUCGCCCGGCGGUGGUGGCUACGGAAGGCCCGAGGACAGGGUCGAGGUGGGGGGGAAGCAGCCGAAGGGGUUUGUCGGUGUCGCCAACGGCACGGUCGACAUGAUCCAGAGCAUGGGAGAGUCUGCAUAA
Messenger RNA from Colletotrichum graminicola M1.001, 3849 nucleotides. RefSeq names its product hydantoinase B/oxoprolinase. Gene Ontology annotation, molecular function: 5-oxoprolinase (ATP-hydrolyzing) activity. The transcript has 12 exons. Gene Ontology annotation, cellular component: cytosol. The record is from RefSeq and is a predicted model, not a curated record. Bases 1 to 3849 code for a protein of 1282 amino acids. Lineage: Eukaryota; Fungi; Ascomycota; Sordariomycetes; Glomerellales; Glomerellaceae. Gene Ontology annotation, biological process: glutathione metabolic process.